CUGGCACCCCUGGGUCCAUGGGACCCCAGCCACAGCUUUCUCUCUUCAACUGGCCCUGGGGAGGCCACUUGCUCCAGCUCUAGUGGCAGUUAGUGAAGCCAUGGUUUAGAACCCUGGGCCGCAUGCCAGAUGCUGCCCCGUGAUUGGCUGGCAAAAUGCCGUGACAUCACAGUCACUGGGAAUUUUAAACCGGGACAUGAGGCAGUCUGGCCAGUAGUGCAUCAACUGAGCUGCUGAACUGCUGUUGGUAGCGAAGGCUGGAGCACAGCUGAAGGAUGCAGACUGGUUCGCGAUGGAGAUUGGGCAUGGUCGCUGUGAGGGCCCGACGGGACCGUGAGCAAGCAGCGACAAUUGCCAAAUAUGAGCAGGGCCACCAAGGUGUGGCUCUAUCUGAGCCUGAAGAAGAGGAUGAUGACAGCGGCCGCCUCUUCCCAGACAGGCUUGGAUUUCUACAUGAGAAGAUGCUGCUUCAGGACAGUGUCCUGGGGACUAAGCAGAAACAAAUGGAAACUCGGAGACUCCAAAAGUGGGUCAAAAUGUUGAAGAAUUAUACCAAAUAUUGUGACAGCAAGAAGUUCCAUCGGAGCUGCUUCAAAGGAAUCCCCAGCCAGGUGCGGGGAAGCAUCUGGAUGCUAAUGCUUGAUGUGAACACGAAGAAAGCCCAGAACGUGGGGAAGUACAAGGCAAUGAAGGAGCAGUCCAGGCUGCAGUCAACGCCAUUCGACCAGAUCAACUGGCCUGUGCGAGGGAGCUUCCGAAAUCACCUGCUGUUCCAAGAACGCAAUGGAGCCAGGCAGCAGGCUUUGCUUGAUGUUUUGAUGGCCUACACCGUGUACAACCCUGAGGUGGGCUGUGGCCAAGGCCUGAGCCAUCUAGUGGCGCUAUUGCUGAUGUGGCUGAGCGAGGAAGACACAUUCUGGGCUCUGGUCCAGCUGAUGGAGAACAAGAAAUAUGCGAUGUCUGGUCUCUACACACGCGGAUCACCAAAGCUGAAGACACUGCAGAACCACCUGGGAGAUAUUGUGCACCGCACCCUCCCGGCUCUCGAGCAACACCUGGAGCAGCAGGGACUCAACCUCCAGGACUGCACGGCACACUGGUUUACUCAGUGUUUUCUGGAUGUGGCUCCAUUCCCCCUGGCACUGAGGAUGUGGGACAUCUUCGUCCUGGAAGGGCAGCAUGUGCUCACCACCAUGGCCUACACGAUGUUGAAGGUUCACAGAAAGCGCCUGCUGAAGAUGACCAGGGACCACCUGCAGGAAUUCCUCCAGGAGAGCCUGAAGCAAGUCUGGACCCCGGGCGAGGACAUUGUCAUCAAGCAGCUCCAGGCCUCAAAGCAUGAGCUGCGGAAGCUGCACUGUCUCCUGCCUCCCCAAGCCCCAGCGGUGGGGCUCAAGACCUCACACCUAAAGAGCGUCCUUGGCAGCCCACCUUACCGCGGGGACAGUCCCAGCCUGAAGCCUGCUGGAGUCAUUGCUUUGCGAGGACCACAGCCCUGGGUGCCCUCGCCUACCAGUAGCUGCCUUGCCAUCCGCUCCCUGAGGCAGCUGCAGCUCUCCAGGAUGCUGCAAGACGGGCGCAGUGAGUGUGGGACCGCCUUCCGCUUCCGGCGGCGUGCGUGCGGGCGUGAGGAGGAGCAGCAGUUGCUUUCGGGCGGCUAA
Messenger RNA from Ochotona princeps (American pika), 1661 nucleotides. RefSeq names its product USP6 N-terminal-like protein. Lineage: Eukaryota; Metazoa; Chordata; Mammalia; Lagomorpha; Ochotonidae. The coding region runs from base 276 to 1661 and encodes 461 amino acids. The record is from RefSeq and is a predicted model, not a curated record. The transcript has 15 exons.